AUGACCAAUGUGAUCAAUUUAAUCAAUGUGAUUAAUGUGACCAAUGUGAUCAAUGUAAUCAAUAUGAUCAAUAUGAUUAACGUGAUCAAUAUGAUCGAUAUGAUCAAUAUGACCAAUAUGAUCAAUGUGAUCAAUGUGAUCAAUGUGACGAAU
This is a messenger RNA of Loa loa (African eye worm), 153 nucleotides long. RefSeq lists its product as hypothetical. The annotation marks the transcript as partial. The record is from RefSeq and is a predicted model, not a curated record. The transcript has a single exon. Lineage: Eukaryota; Metazoa; Nematoda; Chromadorea; Rhabditida; Onchocercidae.